CAACGAUCACCUUAAAAACUCUUUUUGAUUGGUUUAUUGACAUAUAAACAAAACAAAUUGCAGCGUAAAUUAAACAAGAGAGAGUCAAACUCAUUUUGUUGAUUUGCUCUAACGCUAAAUGACAAAAUUAAUUUUUUUUUUUUAUAAAGACAACAACACACAAUCGCCUUCGAACUGUGAAGAGGAAGAAGAAACCAUUUAGUGAACAUGGCGAAUUUGGGAGAAGAGAAGAAGGGGAAGAUGAAGCUAUACUCUUACUGGAGAAGCUCCUGCGCUCAUCGUGUCCGUAUCGCCCUCUCUCUUAAAGGUCUUGAAUAUGAGUAUAUACCAGUUAAUCUACUCAAGGGUGAACAAUCCGAUCCAGAUUUCAAGAAGAUCAAUCCAAUGGGUACUGUACCUGCUCUUGUUGAUGGAGAUGUUGUCAUAUCCGAUUCUCUUGCCAUCAUAAUGUAUCUGGAUGAGAAGUAUCCUGAGCCACCGCUCUUACCUCCUGACCUCCACAAACGUGCUGUCAAUUUCCAGGCAGCAAGUAUUGUCUUGUCUGGCAUACAGCCUCAUCAAAACCUGGGUGUCAUUAAGUUCAUCGAGGAAAAGAUCAAUUCGGAGGAGAAAACUGCUUGGGUUACUAAUGCUAUCACAAAAGGAUUCACAGCUCUCGAGAAACUGUUGGUGAGCUGCGCUGGAAAACACGCAACUGGUGAUGAAGUUUACUUGGCUGAUCUCUUUCUAGCACCACAGAUCUACGGAGCUAUCAACAGGUUCCAGAUUAACAUGGAACCGUACCCGACCCUUGCAAAGUGUUACGAGUCAUACAAGGAUCUUCCAGCGUUUCAGAACGCAGCCCCAGAGAAGCAGCCAGAUGCUCCUGCUUCCACCAGCUGAUCCUGUGAACUGGUAGUAAGCUAUCCUCAGCUUAAUAAAAACUUCACAGGCAACAUCAGCAACAAUAAUGAUAAAAAAUAACUUUGUACUCAUAUAUAUUGAUGUAUCAUAUGAACCAGUUCACUUCUAAGUUUUACUCUACUUGUAUUAUAAAAUAAAGAUCACAGACUUUGGAACUCGCAAACAUAGUUUAUGUGUUCCGAAGCCUUUA
Messenger RNA from Brassica rapa (field mustard), 1093 nucleotides. Its product is annotated as glutathione S-transferase Z1. Gene Ontology annotation, biological process: glutathione metabolic process; L-phenylalanine catabolic process. Gene Ontology annotation, cellular component: cytoplasm. Gene Ontology annotation, molecular function: glutathione transferase activity; maleylacetoacetate isomerase activity. Lineage: Eukaryota; Viridiplantae; Streptophyta; Magnoliopsida; Brassicales; Brassicaceae. The record is from RefSeq and is a predicted model, not a curated record.